Messenger RNA from Insectozyma verbasci, 4081 nucleotides. NCBI's taxonomy places the organism in Eukaryota, Fungi, Ascomycota, Pichiomycetes, Serinales, Debaryomycetaceae. The record is from the annotation of a GenBank genome assembly.
AUGUCAUCACCUACUCAAACUCCAAGAUCAAGAAGAAAGAGACAAAAUGAAGAUAGACGUCUCGAUGAUGAUGAUGUAUUAAUGAAUGCUUCAUCACCAAUAGGUAAUGUUCAACCAUCAUCUCCUAUAAUGGGCAGCUCACCACAUCAAUCACAAUUACCUUCUUCUCCAGCUAUACCUUUUGAUGCUGUACCCGAUAAUGAAGAUGAAAUUGAUUUACAACAAGACGUACAGGGUUUAAAUAACAGUGAUGAUGAAAGUGGUGAUGAUUUAAUGGAAAAUUUGGAGAGAGAUUAUAGAGCAAAUGCAGAACAAGAUAAUUAUGAUUUGAAUGAUGGAAAUAUUAAUGAUACUGAAGAAUUUGAAGAAAUGGAUGCAGCCAGUAGAAGAAGAAUUGAUGAACAAUUAAAUAGAAGAGAUGCAAUUUUACAAAAUGCAAACAGAUCAAGAAGUGGAGCAUUUUUAGAUGAAGGUGUAGAUGAUGAAGAUGAUUAUAUGGAUGGUGUUAAUCAACUAGGUUUACCAAUUCAAAGAAGAAGAAGAAGAGGUAAUCGAGAUGAAGAUGAUGAGAGUUUAGAUGAUGAUGAUAUUGAAAUUGAUCCGUUUAAUGAAGAAUUAUCAUUAGAAAGUUUGAGUGAUGUUAAAGCUCCAAGUAUAACUGAAUGGAUUCUACAACCAGCUGUUUCGAGAUCAAUUGCAAGAGAAUUAAAAUCAUUCUUUUUAGAAUUUACUGAUAUGAAUGGUGAUUCAGUUUAUGGUAAUAAAAUGAGAACUCUUGGUGAGGUUAAUGCCGAAAGUUUAGAAGUUAGUUAUAAAGAUUUAGCAGAUUCAAAAGCCAUUUUAGCAUUAUUUUUAGCUACUACUCCUGCUGAAAUGUUAAAAAUUUUUGAUAUUGUUGCUAUGGAAGCCGUUGAAUUACAUUAUCCAAAUUAUUCACAAAUUCAUGAAGAAAUACACGUUAGAAUUAUUGAAUUUCCAACUUUAAUGAAUUUAAGAGAUUUAAGAGAAGGUAAUUUAAAACAAUUAGUUAGAGUUUCUGGUGUUGUUACAAGAAGAACUGGUAUUUUCCCACAAUUGAAAUAUGUUAAAUUUGAUUGUUUAAAAUGUGGUGUUGUAUUAGGUCCAUUUGCUCAAGAAUCAAAUACUGAAGUUAAAAUUUCAUUUUGUACAAAUUGUCAAUCCAAGGGUCCAUUCAAACCAAAUGCUGAAAAAACUUUAUAUAGAAAUUAUCAAAGAAUCACAUUACAAGAAGCGCCAGGAAGUGUUCCAGCUGGUAGAAUUCCAAGACAUAGAGAAGUUAUUUUAUUAAGUGAUUUAGUUGAUGGUGCUAAACCAGGUGAAGAAAUUGAAAUUGUUGGUAUUUAUAAAAAUGAUUAUGAUGGUGGUUUAAAUGCUAGAAACGGAUUCCCUGUUUUUAAUACAUUUAUAGAAGCAAAUUCUAUUCGAAGAAAAGAAAAUGAUUCUUUGAUGGGUGGAAAUAAUUUAAGUAUGUGGACAGAAGAAGAAGAAAGAGAAUUUAGAAAAUUAUCACAAGAAAAGGGAAUAAUUGAUAAAAUUAUUUCUUCAAUGGCACCUUCAAUUUAUGGUCAUAAAGAUAUUAAAAGUUCAAUUGCUUGUUCUUUAUUUGGUGGUGUUGCCAAAAAUGUAAAUGGUAAAUUAACAAUUAGAGGUGAUAUUAAUGUUUUAUUAAUGGGUGAUCCAGGUACUGCAAAAUCACAAAUAUUGAAAUAUGUUGAGAAAACAUCAAGUAGAGCUGUUUUUGCAACUGGUCAAGGUGCUUCUGCUGUUGGUUUAACAGCUUCAGUUCGUAAAGAUCCAAUUACUAGAGAAUGGACAUUAGAAGGUGGUGCUUUAGUUUUAGCAGAUAAAGGAACAUGUCUUAUUGAUGAAUUUGAUAAAAUGAAUGACCAAGAUAGAACUUCAAUUCAUGAAGCUAUGGAACAACAAAGUAUUUCAGUUUCAAAGGCUGGUAUAGUUACAACUUUACAUGCUAGAUGUGCAAUUAUAGCAGCUGCUAAUCCUAAUGGAGGUAAAUAUAAUUCGACAUUACCAUUAUCACAAAAUGUCAAUUUAACAGAACCGAUUUUAUCCAGAUUUGAUUUACUAUGUGUUGUUAGAGAUUUAGUUAAUCCUGAAGCAGAUGAAAGAUUAGCAAAUUUCGUAGUUGAUUCACAUAUGAGAUCUCAUUUAAUUGAUGAAGAAGAUGAUGAAGAAGAAAAUAAUUCAGGUUCAGAUUUAGAUGAAGAGGCCGUUGUUUCUUCAAGAACUGCUAAAAAGAGUCAAUUACAAAAAGAAAAAGAGUCAGAAAUUUCUCCAAUUCCACAAGAUCUCCUUAUUAAAUAUAUUCAAUAUGCAAGAAUGAAAAUUCAACCAAAAUUACAUCAAAUGGAUAUGGAUAAAGUUGCAAAAGUUUAUGCAGAUUUAAGAAAAGAAAGUUUAAUAACUGGUUCAUUCCCUAUAACAGUUAGACAUUUGGAAUCUAUAUUGAGAAUUGCUGAAUCAUUUGCUAAAAUGAGAUUGAGUGAUUUUGUAAGUCAAAACGAUUUGAAUAGAGCUAUAAAGAUUAGUAUUGAUUCAUUUGUUGGUACUCAAAAGAUAUCAGUUAAGAAACACUUGGAAGCUAAAUUCAAGAAAUAUACUUUACCAACAAGACAAAGAGUAUAAUUUGGUGUAACGUGAAAUUUAGGUGUUUGGAUUUAUAUAGUUUCAAUUCUUUGUAUAAUGAUUAAUGUAUUUGCGGUAAAAUUUUGAGUUACUUUUGCUCUACAACUUUAUAUAGAGACAGUAGACUAAACUAGAACUAUAAUUUAAGCUUGAACUAGUUUUUUAGGGAAAGUUAUCACUUUGAUUAAUUAUAAAAUUCUGUCUAUUCUCGAGGCAGCAAAAUUCAUGACAUGCUAGGCUGCUUAUGACCAAAAUAUACACUGAACGAGUCAAAUAAAACAAUAUAACUUACUGCAUUACACUUAAUACUCUUCUUUGACAAUUUUGAUAAUUCAUUCGUAUAACGUCGAUAGUCAAUGUCGAUAAUCAAUCAAUCUCGUCCUAAUUUUUUUUUUUUUUACCAAAUUUGAUAACGCGAUUGAAAGUAAAUUAAUUAACUAAAUUGAUGCUAAAUUUAGAAGAGUAAGCCAUCCCAACAAUAACAACCAAUGAAAAUCUAAUACUAACAUAAUUUAGUACUAUUGAGAACAUCAAACUAUGUAAAUUUAUUCCUGAAUCAGAUGUUGAAGAAUUAUGUUCAAAAGUAAUAGAACUACUAAUUUCAGAAGCUAAUAUUCAAUCAAUAGAUGCACCAGUAACGAUUUGUGGAGAUAUACAUGGUCAACUUCAUGAUUUAUUAACAUUAUUUAAAACUGGUGGUGCUCUACCUCAAACUCAAUAUUUAUUUCUUGGUGAUUUUGUCGACCGUGGGUUUUAUUCCCUCGAAUCAUUUUUAUUAUUAUUAAGCUAUAAGUUAAAAUAUCCAGAUCGUAUAACAUUAAUUAGAGGCAAUCAUGAGUCACGUCAAAUUACUACAGUUUAUGGAUUUUAUGAAGAAUGUAUGAGAAAAUAUGGAAAUUUGAAUGUAUGGAGAUAUUGUUGUGAAGUUUUUGAUUAUUUAUCAUUAGGUGCUAUAAUAGGAAACAAAGUAUUUUGUAUUCACGGAGGUCUAAGUCCUGAUAUUUAUACUAUAGAUCAAAUUAGAAUACUAGAUAGAAAACAGGAAGUACCUCAUGAAGGUGGAAUGUGUGAUUUAUUAUGGUCUGAUCCUGAUCAAGAUACAAAUGGUUGGUCAAUAAGUCCAAGAGGUGCUGGAUUUUUAUUUGGGGAAAAUGAAGUUAAGAAAUUUCAACAUUUGAAUGGUAUUGAUUUGAUUGCAAGAGCUCAUCAAUUAGUGAUGGAAGGUUAUAAGGAAAUGUUCGAUUCUAAAUUAGUAACUGUAUGGAGUGCACCUAAUUAUUGUUAUAGAUGUGGUAAUGUUGCUAGUGUACUAACUAUUGAUGAUGCAUUGAAUCGAGAUUAUAAAGUAUUUGAAGCUUCAAAUCAAGAUGUAAAUUCGAUGCCUUUGAAAAAACCACCUGCUGAUUAUUUUAUAUAA